AUGCCCUCGUACGGCUCUCUGCAUUCUCCUUCGCUGCGCAAAAUGGAAAAUUCUAGGGCAAGUUAUCGCCGUAGGGGCAUGAAUAUGUCCAAUGUUAUCGGUGAUCCUUUUGCUCUAGCAACGAUAUCUAUCGCUUUGCUCGCGUGGGUCAUCUCCUUCAUCAGUUCCAUUAUAGGUCAAAUACAUGCAACUGUCAGGAAUCCUUUCCCAGCGUAUACAUGGUUUGCAGUUGUUUUCAUGUUACCUUUAAUAGGCGGCAUAUUCGUUGUAAUAGCAUCCGAUUCUAUUCAGACAUAUCAUGUCGCGGUCGUCGGUUAUAUAUCUGUCGGCCUUAUCGCUACAACCUCUUCUGUUACUUCUCUGGUUUAUUCUUCUGAAGGGGCUAGGGAGGCUGCCGCCGCGGGUUUUAUUCUACUCUCCAUGGUCAAUAUCGUAUGGCUUGCUUAUUUUGGCUCUGCACCCUCCGCCGUACCACGCGCCUACAUCGACUCAUUUGCUCUAGCCAAGGAGUCGUCAAUGAGCCGACAAACCAUGAAUGGAGGAUAUGGUGGCCGCCCCGAAACAUCUACGUCUGUCCAACCUCCGCAGAUGUAUACUUCUGCCCAGCUUAAUGGGUUUGAAAAUCCAUCUCCCGUCGGAGGAUUCAACGGCAAUGCCACACGUAAUUCGGGUGGUGCUUCCGGCUUCCCUGGCGGUGUUAACAAAACGCCAUCGCCCGCGCAGAACGAGCCAGAAAUUGCUCAACCGACGGAGUACCCGUACCGUGCGAAGGCUAUCUACAGCUACGAAGCUAACCCCGACGAUGCUAAUGAAAUUUCCUUCUCAAAACAUGAGAUACUCGAAGUGAGCGAUGUAAGCGGUCGAUGGUGGCAAGCCAAGAAAGAAAGCGGCGAGACAGGCAUAGCACCCAGCAACUAUCUCAUAUUAUUAUGA
This is a messenger RNA of Daldinia childiae, 933 nucleotides long. Its product is annotated as High osmolarity signaling protein SHO1. The record is from RefSeq and is a predicted model, not a curated record. NCBI's taxonomy places the organism in Eukaryota, Fungi, Ascomycota, Sordariomycetes, Xylariales, Hypoxylaceae. The transcript has 3 exons. Gene Ontology annotation, molecular function: protein binding. Bases 1 to 933 code for a protein of 310 amino acids.